Messenger RNA from Aureobasidium vineae, 1280 nucleotides. Lineage: Eukaryota; Fungi; Ascomycota; Dothideomycetes; Dothideales; Saccotheciaceae. The record is from the annotation of a GenBank genome assembly.
AAGCUACGGCCAAGGUGCACGAUGCUUUGGUCUGUUUGGCGAAAUUUGGUGAAACGGUUUGUAUGGAAGCUCGUGGCGAUAUGUCAUUCUUUUUGUCUUAUGACUUCGGUUUGGGACAAGGAGCUAGAUUCACAUGUCAACUCUACAACAAGGCUCUUCUUGCUGUGUUCAAAAGCCGCAUAACAGAUCCUCGUGGUGGUGAUACAUCAAUAGACCGAUGUGAAGUCAGUGUGGAAGAUAAGCCGAACAAGGUACAGUGCCGUCUGAUCGUCAAGAUGGUUUGCAAGCAUGUAUCGCACGCCCUCUUUGACAAAUACAACGCACCGAAUGGAUGGAAGAUCUCUUCUCGUAUACUCCGCGAAUACAUCGAGUUCUUCGGAACGAAAACAGAACAGCUUGAUUUGCUAGUCAAAGAGGAAAAAGCCAUCUUCACCAGCUUUACAGAGAAGAUUAUGGACGGGAAAGGUAUGGAAGUCCUGCCGUGCCGGAAGNAAAUCCUCAAGCAACCGCUAGAAACAGCUAUAUCUCUACACAUUCAGGACUUUGAUGACUUUCACGCUGAAGAAGACGUUCACAUAGUCAUCAAUGUCAAAGACUUCAAGGCCAUCGUAACACACGCCGAGACUUCGAAGACAUCAAUGUCUGCUCAGUUCUCUCGUCCUGGAAGGCCAUUGCUGUUCAGAUAUACAGACAAGGGACUGACUUGUGAAUUCGUACUGAUGACAACUGGUGUCGCCCAAGCUGUUCCGCCUGCAACAGCACCAAAAGUGGCAUCCACCCGCCCAGGUGGUCAAGCUUCGAGGCAACCUUCAGCUGCACCACUGCGACCGUCAAGACAAUCGACGGUAGAUUCGGACGCGUCGACGAGACAGCCAUCUGUGGCAUCAGGCAUGCCUUCAAGGCAGUCUUCGCACGCGGUGAUACAGACUGUCGAAGGCAGAAACACUGAAAUGGCACCUCCACCAAGACCUGCUUCUGUUGUCGGUCCGCAGCGACGGGUUCUGGGUAGUUUCGGACGUCAAACUUUUCAAGCUACAACGACUUCAAACGUGGACCCCGACCCUGAAAGUCUGUUCAUGCCGCAUGGCGACCAAGAUGACAGGAGGUUCGAUCCAGCGGAUUUUGACCCAGAGCCAGAAGAGGAGAUGCUGGGCUGGGACGCCAAUGCAGAUGUCCCAGAGUCUCAACAGAAGCACACAAGGUCUACCACCUACGCAGAGGCUUUCUCAGGUAAUUCUGAUGUUGCUCUACGCAAUCUUGUGGCUAACUCAUAUCGCAGA